Molecule: messenger RNA, 1343 nt
Organism: Caenorhabditis auriculariae
Lineage: Eukaryota; Metazoa; Nematoda; Chromadorea; Rhabditida; Rhabditidae
Source: the annotation of a GenBank genome assembly
AUGUUGAACAGACAAACAAAACUCGGAAAGUAUCUGGCAAGAGACGUUGAGCCAACAAAUUACUCACAAGUACUCGAGAAAGAAGGGACAGUAUUUGGGGCACGUGUUGUCGCUUCCGCCGCUGAGUCACGCCGAUCGGUGGACGUCUUCAAAAAGACUCGGAAACUCGUUCUCCGCGACACUCCCAACAACACCUCAUUCGCCAUGCUACGACUGGCUGCGACUCUUUGCGCUCUCGGUGCGUUCUUCUGCGUUGCCGAUGCGCUUUUCACUCAAUCCGCCGGCGUCAAAGGUGUUCUCAUGUGUGGAGACCGACCUUUGGCAAACGCUAAGGUCAAGCUUUACGACGACGACUCCGGUUCGUCCUUUUUUUGUUUCAUUCAGGAAUUUUCAUGACACGGGUGACAAAAGAUAGAUAUUUUCAAAUGUUCUAUUGUUAACAAAUAAACAUGUUUUAUACCUGUUUUUAAAUUAAGACUUUCAUUUCUCACUGACCGGUCACUUUUUUUCUAGCAUAUGUGUAUUACUGAUUCAGCAAAGGCCUGGAAAUCAAGGAAAUAACCAGCUAGUUGACCUUCCCGGUUUUUCAAAGGCCGAUUUACCAAAAAACGACUAACCAAAAAUGAUAAACGGCCUAAUAUCGCUCGUUGAAUUUAAAAAUUUUUGUAGCCCCUUAUGAAGGACUCUUAUGAAAGGUGGUUUAUAUAGAAAAACUUCUUUUGAUUUUAAAAAAGCAAGUCAUUUACCAUUUUUCGGUAAACACGAUAGAGGCGCUUUUGUCUUUUUCUUGCAUACUUCCGAAGAUCUCCUGUCCCUUUUACAUUCAUUCUAGAAACCGUUGAAAAUUAUAUAUUUUCAGUUGAAUAUUUCUUGUCGACCUAUUUAAACAAAGUUAUGACUAAAAAUAAAAGUCCUCGGGAAAACAUUUUCCCAUUGAAACAAGAAAACUUUUGAAAAGGGGAAAAUUUUCUAGGACCGGACUUGGACGAUUUGAUGGCGGAAGGCACGACAGACUCCUUGGGACAGUUCUUGCUAUACGGUCACACUUCCGAGGUCAUGACCAUCGACCCGAAAGUCAACAUCUACCACGAUUGUGACGAUGGCAUCACUGUGAGCUUUGAUUUAGUUUCAGCGAAGUUUUUUUUUCAAAAAAGAUUCUCUUAAAGAGCUUAAAAAAACAGUACAGCAAAAGUGUUUAGCCAUGCCAACGAAAGGUGUCGUUCAACAUCCCCAAGUCGUUCGUCUCUUCUGGAGAACAGCCAAAGACCUUCUUCAACGUCGGGACCGUCAACAUGCAAAUAAUAUUCAACUCUGAAGAACGAGACUGUGUCCAUCGUCACUAG